Molecule: messenger RNA, 927 nt
Organism: Helianthus annuus (common sunflower)
Lineage: Eukaryota; Viridiplantae; Streptophyta; Magnoliopsida; Asterales; Asteraceae
Product: receptor-like kinase TMK3
Biological process (GO): protein phosphorylation
Molecular function (GO): protein kinase activity; ATP binding
Source: RefSeq, a predicted model, not a curated record
AUGAAACUUAUUUUAAGUGGGAACCCACUAUUUCAAUCAAAUUCAUGGAAAAUUCCUCCUAAACCCAGUUCACCCUCGGGUUCCCAGCCCGACAGCAGCAGUCAACUUUCACCUGGGAUAACACCUAGUACUGGUGAUUCGGGCAUUGGUGGUGUUCCCGCUAUACAGCUAAAGAAGAAACCAAAUGUAGUACCGUCCCCCACUCCUGUUGCGGCUUUUGCUGGUUUAGCGCUUUUAACCAUCCCUUUAGGUCUCUACUUAUGCAAAUUGAAGAAAGCUAACUCAAAAAGCGAGCUCAAUGGCAGGUUCGGGGUCGUUUACAAGGGCCAGUUAGACGAUGGCACAAAAAUAGCGGUCAAAAGAAUGGAAUCUGGUGUGAUUUGCAACAAAGCAUUAGAUGAAUUUGAAUCAGAAAUUUCAGUUUUAACAAAGGUUAAACACAGACAUUUGGUGUUACUUUUAGGGUAUUCAACUCAAGGGCUCAAAAGAAUUCUUGUUUAUGAAUAUAUGCCUCAAGGUGAAUUAAGUAGGCAUCUAUUUCAUUGGAAAAACUUCAAAUUGGAACCACUUUCUUGGAAAAGGAGGUUAAGUAUUGCAUCGGAUGUGGCUAGAGGUAUGGAAUAUCUUCACUCUUUGGCUCAUCAGAGCUUUAUACACCGGGAUCUUAAACUGUCCAAUAUUUUACUUAGCGAUGAUUUUCGAGCCAAAGUUUCGGACUUUGGACCGGUGAAACUCGUCCCGGAUGGUGGGAAGUCAAUAAUGACUCAGUAGCUAGCUGGGACGUUUGGAUACGUUGCCCCUAAAUAUGCUAAUAUCCAAGUUUCGGAUAUACGAAAUUUCGGAUAUCCGAAUUUUUGGAUAUUUCGGAUUCGGAUAUUGGAUAUUUCGGAUCAGAUUUCGGAUAUGGAUAGUUUUGAACACCUCUAA